CAGUUGUCUUGCAAAUUUCAAGCACCGUUGUGAUUUUUUCAUGUCAUUUAGUAUAAGCGUUGAGGGCCAUAAGUCUGAUUGAAGCGAAGGGAUGGCAGUCACUCCGAUAACGAUUAGUGAUUACCGAGUUGUGAACAACACUCAGGCGAAACAGGGAGACCAAUGGCAAUGGGUCUGGGAUCCUUCCUUGAAGAAAGGGAAGUGGCAACUCAUCGAGAACUCGAAACAGGAGGAGGUAUGCAGACCUGCUGCGACUCGUCAGAAAGUCACAAUACAAGAGCUAGAGGAGUCUUCGCGGAAAGCUGCGGAUGCUCGAGCAGCCAAGUUACGCAGGGAGACGGCUAGGAGACUCAAGCAGAAAGAUGAGAUUGCGAAACAGCAGGAAUGGCAAGAAGAAUUGAGAAUACGGAAAGCGCUGGAAGAGCGCAGGGCGCAGAUUGAGGAGAACAGGUCCCUAAUUACAGCCGGAGCGAGAGUGAAACCCUUGGAGGUGCGAUUCGACGACGUGGUCGUGCCGAGUGUGAAGGAGGAAGAACCCUCGGCUGUGAGUAGAAACCCCAAUGGCAAGCUCGUCAAUGGAGAAAAACCGGCAUGGAACGCGGGGGUGGGUCCUGGCAGUGGCUCUCAACGGGUGGGUUAUCAACCCCCCUCGCUCAUUCCUCCCCCAACAAUCAUCACGAGGGACCAUGACAGGUGGGUAAGACCCACGUCCAACAUGCUGGCCGACUCCUCGCGUCAAGGGACAGCAGCGUCUUCUCGGAGUAGACAUCAG
This is a messenger RNA of Guillardia theta CCMP2712, 772 nucleotides long. RefSeq lists its product as hypothetical. NCBI's taxonomy places the organism in Eukaryota, Cryptophyceae, Pyrenomonadales, Geminigeraceae. The annotation marks the transcript as partial. The record is from RefSeq and is a predicted model, not a curated record. The transcript has a single exon.